Messenger RNA from Sceloporus undulatus (fence lizard), 3482 nucleotides. RefSeq names its product tripartite motif containing 46 (gene TRIM46). The coding region runs from base 1 to 2073 and encodes 690 amino acids. NCBI's taxonomy places the organism in Eukaryota, Metazoa, Chordata, Lepidosauria, Squamata, Phrynosomatidae. The transcript is spliced from 9 exons. The record is from RefSeq and is a predicted model, not a curated record. Gene Ontology annotation, molecular function: zinc ion binding; protein binding.
AUGGAGGCAGGAAGAAGCCUCUCCUGCCUUGGGGGCCUGGCGCCAUCCCUCCCAGAGUGGCGGACGGAGGCUCUGGGGCAAAAGGCGGAGAUUGAUGAUGAUGUUGAAGGACUACGGGUGCUGGUGGUGAUGCCCGGUUUUGGCACAUAUCCAGGUCGGAAACGAGGCGGGAUUGUGCACCCCCAAAAUGUGUUCUUCCCAUGCCCAACAUGCCAGCGAGACGUGGACUUGGGUGAGCGGGGCUUGGGCAGCCUCUUCCGGAAUCUGACGCUGGAGCGUGUAGUGGAGCGCUACCGCCACACCAUCAAUGUCAGCGCAGCCAUCAUGUGCCAGUUUUGCAAGCCUCCACAGCUGGAGGCCACCAAAGGCUGCACUGAGUGCAAAUCCAGCUUCUGUAAUGAAUGCUUCAAGCUCUACCACCCUUGGGGCACUCAGAAAGCACAGCAUGAGCCCACUCCACCUACGCUCACUUUCCGGCCCAAGGGUCUGACGUGCCCAGAGCACCGGGAGGAAGUGACGCAUUACUGCAAAACUUGCCAACGCCUGGUCUGCCAGCUAUGCCGCGUCCGUCGCACCCACACUGGCCACAAGAUCACACCCGUGGUCAGCGCCUACCAGGCCCUCAAAGACAAGUUGACAAAAAGCCUGGCAUAUAUUCUGAGCAAUCAAGAUACAGUUCAGGCUCAAAUUAGUGAGCUGGAAGAGACACUGAGGCUCACUGAGGCAAAUGGCACUCAGGCCAAGGAAGAAGUGGCACGGCUUAUGCGCGGCCUGAGCACUCUCCUGGAAGAAAAGCAGGCUUCCCUUCUCAACACCAUUGAAGAAUGCAGGCAAGACCGUGCCUCAAACCUGCGUGCGCAGCUGCAUGAACACCGGGCCAUGAUGGAGAACUCGGGCAUGGUGGGCUAUGCUCAAGAAGUGCUGAAGGAGACAGACCAACCCUGUUUCGUACAGGCGGCCAAGCAGCUACAUAACAGGAUCAUCAGGGCAAUGGACUCACUGCAGGCUUUCCAGCCAGCAGCCAGCUCAUCCUUCAGCCACUUCCAGGUAGAUGUGAGCCGAGAGCUGAAACUGCUGACGGACCUGACAUUUAUCAAAGCACCGGAAGCCCCUGUGAUUGACACACAGCGCACCUACGCUUAUGACCAGAUCUUCCUCUGUUGGCGCCUGCCACAGCACUCUCCCCCCGCCUGGCACUACACAGUGGAGUUCCGGCGAGCUGAGCCCAAGGGCAAGGCACUGAAGCUGUGGCAGAGGCGGGAGGAAGUGCAGGGCACCAGCGCUAUUGUAGAGUACCUGGAUACUGACUGCAUCUAUGUUUUGCGUGUCCGGGGGUGCAACAAAGCAGGCUUUGGAGAGUACAGUGAAGACAUCUACCUGCACACGCCCCCGGCACCUGUGUUGAACUUUUUCUUGGACAACCGAUGGGGCUUCAACCGGGAACGCCUGGCCAUCAGCAAGGACCAGCGGGCGGUGCGCAGUGUUCCAGGCCUGCCCAUGCUCUUUGCCGCUGAGCGCCUGAUGACCAGUUGUCACCUGUCGAUUGACCUCGUGAUUGGAGAUGUGGCGGUCACCCAGGGGCGGAGUUAUUGGGCCUGCUGUGUGGACCCCAGCUCUUACCUGGUCAAGGUGGGCGUGGGCCUGGAGAGUAAGCUGCAAGAAUGGUUCCAAGUGCCCCAGGAUGUGGUGAGCCCCAGGUAUGAUCCUGACAGUGGCCAUGACAGUGGAGCCGAGGACACCACCUUGGAUACGUCACCACCCUUUGCCUUCUUGACCAUUGGCAUGGGCAAGAUUCUCCUCUCCCAUGGUGUGGCACUGACCUCCCGUGACCCUGGCAACUGUACUGUUCCACUUCCUCCCCGUGUGGGCAUCUGCCUGGACUAUGAGCGUGGCAAGGUGACGUUCUUUGAUGCUGUCUCCUUCCGUAGCCUCUGGGAGUGCAGCAUUGACUGCUCAGGCCCCGUCUGCCCUGCCUUUUGCUUCAUUGGGGGUGGUGCCCUGCACCUCCAAGAGCUGGUGGCCAACCGCCAGGAACGAAAGGUCACCAUUGGUGGAUUCUCCAAGCUGGACUGAGCUUACCCUUGUUGGGUCUUUUGUUAUCUUGCGUGAGAUGCAGAUUGAGCAGCAUCAGCCUUCUAGGGCCUGAAGGGUUAACACAACAGCGCACAAGACAGCUUCUCCUCCCACCCUUAAAAAGAACAUGGCUCUGAGUGAAUUGUGAAGAGAUUUGGUGGGGUUGGGGGGAGACACAAUCAGCAGAGGAGGCUGCCCAGGGCCUGUAAAAUGGGUGCCUAUCCACUGCAGGGUGGACUUGAUAGUGUCCCCUGGUGGACUGAUGGACCUUCCAGCAGAUUGAUAUUCCAUGUUUUGAACAAGGGGUGCAGGCCACAACCAUGUUUCUCUUUAGGCUCUGCUAUGUAGAAUGUUAUCAAGAUGUGGGGAAAGUGGAUGCGAUCCUGCCCCCUCCAUUUGCCCCAUGUGGAGGAUAACGUCAUUCUGUGCCAUAGCCUCUUAUUCCCUUUCAUAGGCCCAUUUAUCCUCCUGUUCAUCUUGCCCUUGUGCCUUGGUAUGGGCAGGGUGAUGGGAGAUUUUCUUCUUUUUUCCAGUUGGGGUAUCCCCCACAAAAGAUCCCAAGAGACAGGGAUUUUGAUCUGUUCAAGAGGGAUUGACUUUUUUUUGAUGCAUGGAUAAUUUGAUAUGUUUUUAAUGGCUUGUCGACUCUCUCUCCUUUUUAAAAACAUGUACAAUCCCUUGUCUAUUCUCUCCUUCCCUGUUCCCUUCCAUAAUUUUGGACCCCUCUGUGGAGAAGUUGGUACCCCCCUUACUUCUCCUGCGGUCCCAAUUUUGAACAGAAUUUAAUGACCUUCAUUUCUGAUCUCUCCCGGCUCCCUUCUGGGACUUUUCAAGAUUGGCAUCCAAGGGUGAGUGACAAGAGAUACCUUUGCCAAAAUUUAAAAAUGACAGGGUGGGAAGAAAUGGAUGGUGAGUGGCUAGAACCAUGGCAGUGACACUUUGCCCCCUGCAGGUUUUAGUUUUGUGGGGCAGGUACGCCUGCUUCCUUUGAGAUCACCUGAAUUCCCAUUAAACAAAUGGAAUUUGUCUAGCUGUCCCCCUGGAUGUCUUUUUCCCCCUUAAAGUUUCCCAGCACAUAUCUUCCAAACUUCUACCACAUCAUGGACACACCUUGGGCAUCAUGGAAGAUUCAUUGCAUUUUUAAACUUCACCAUCCAUAUAUUGGGAUUGGGUAAUUUGUGGCUUUCCAGAUGCUUUUGGACUGCAACUCCCACGACUAGCUGUGCUGGCUAGGAGCUGAUGGGCAUUGCCAUCCAACUUUUGGAGAGCCUCAAGUUGCCUAUUCUGACCAUAUAGCUGUGGUUUUGUCCCAUUUAUUAUUUUUAAAUAGAAAAUGUGAUGUCUUUUUCUAAAAAUCCCAGUAAGCAUUUUCCCCCGAUUGUCCUCACAUUAAAUGAAGUUGGAACAGA